Messenger RNA from Sorex araneus (European shrew), 2792 nucleotides. RefSeq names its product patr class I histocompatibility antigen, B-1 alpha chain-like. The coding region runs from base 38 to 1126 and encodes 362 amino acids. The transcript is spliced from 8 exons. The record is from RefSeq and is a predicted model, not a curated record. Gene Ontology annotation, biological process: immune response; antigen processing and presentation of endogenous peptide antigen via MHC class I via ER pathway, TAP-independent; antigen processing and presentation of endogenous peptide antigen via MHC class Ib. Gene Ontology annotation, cellular component: external side of plasma membrane. NCBI's taxonomy places the organism in Eukaryota, Metazoa, Chordata, Mammalia, Eulipotyphla, Soricidae. Gene Ontology annotation, molecular function: signaling receptor binding; peptide antigen binding.
CUCGCGAAGGAGUCAGAACCCGUUUCCUUUCUUCAGUAUGUGGGUGCCACGACCCCUCCUGCUGCUGCUUUCGGGGGCCCUGGCCCUGACCCAGACCCGGGAGGGCCCCCACUCCCUGCGGUAUUUCUACACCGCCGUGUCCCGGCCCGGCGGGGAGCCCCGCUACAUCGUCGUCGGCUACGUGGACGACACGCAGUUCGUGCGCUUCGACAGCGACUCGGCGAGUCCGAGGAUGGAGCCGCGGGCGCCGUGGGUGGAGCAGGAGGGACCCGAGUACUGGGAGCGGCAGACGCGGAACGUCAACGGCCACGCACAGAUGUUCCGAGAGAACCUGAACACCGCGCUCCGCUACUACAACCAGAGCGAGGCGGACUCUCACACCCUCCAGUGGAUGUCCGGCUGCGACGUGGGGUCCGACAGGCGCCUCCUGCGGGGGUACUGGCAAUACUCCUACGACGGCGCCGACUACAUCGCCCUGAACGAGGACCUGCGCUCCUGGACGGCGGCGGCGGGCACGCAGGCUUGGAGAACCCAGCGCAAGUGGGAGCAGGCGGGUGGGGCUGAGCAGAACAGGAACUACCUGGAGGGCAGGUGCGUGCAGUAUCUGAAGAGAUACCUGGAGAACGGAAACGACACGCUGCUGCGCGCAGAAGCCCCCAGAAGCCACAUCACCCACCACCCGUUCUCUGACCAGGAGGUCACCCUGAGGUGCUGGGCCCUGGGCUUCUACCCUGCCGAGAUCACCCUGACCUGGCAGCGUGAUGGGGAGGACCUGACCCAGGACACAGAGCUGGUGGAGACCAGGCCUUCAGGGGAUGGAACCUUCCAGAAGUGGGCGGCUGUGCUGGUACCUUCUGGAGAGGAGCAGAGAUACACGUGCCGUGUGCAGCACCAGGGGCUGCCGGAGCCUGUCACCCUGAGAUGGGAGCCCCCUUCUCAGCCCACCAUCCUCACUGAGGGCAUCAUUGUGGUCCUGGCUCUUGGGGCUGGAACUGUGGUGGCUGUGGUGGCAGCUGUGAUCUGCAGGAGGAAGCGCUCAGGUGGGAGAGGAGGACAGUACACUCAGGCUGCAAACAGCGACAGUUCCCAGGGCUCCGAUAAGUCUCUCUCGAACCCUAGAGUGUAAGACAGCUGCCCCGCUGGGUUGAAGAUAAAGGUAUCUUCAAAGAUGACACGCAACUGGCCAACCAAGUGGAAACAGAGAUCAACAAAUGGGACUACAUUAAGCUAAAAAGCUUCUGCACCGCAAAAGAUACAGUGACCGGAAUACAAAGACUAUCUACAGAAUGGGAAAGGAUAUUUACACAAUACCCAUCAGAUAAGGGGUUGAUAUCAAUGGUAUAUAAAGCACUGGUUGAACUCUACAAGAAGAAAACAUCCAACCCCAUCAAAAAAUGGGGCAAAGAAAUGAACAGAAACUUUCCCAAGGAAGAGAUAUAUGAAUGGCCAAAAGGCACAUGAAAAAGUGCUCUACAUCACUAAUCAUCAGGGAGAUGCAGAUCAAAACAACCAUGAGAUACCACCUCACACCACAGAGACUAGCACACAUCCAAAAGAACAAAAGCAACCACUGUUGGAGAGGAUGUUGGGAGAAAGGGACCCUUCUACACUGCUGGUGGGAAUGCCUACUAGUUCAGCCCUUUUGGAAAACAAUAUGGACUAUUCUCAAAAAACCAGAGGUUGAACUCCCAUUUGACCCAGCAAUACCACUGCUGGGAAUAUAUCCCAGUAGAAGCAAAAAAGUAUAGUCGAAAUGACAUCUGCAGCAUCAUUGCAGCACUGUUUACAAUAGCCAGAAUCUGGAAAAAACCCGAGUGCCCUAGAACAGAUGACUGGUUGAAGAAACUUUGAUACAUCUAUACAAUGGAAUACUAUGCAGCUGUUAGAAAAAACGAGGUAAUGAAGUUUGCAUAUAAGUGGAUCAGCAUGCAAAGUAUCAUGCUAAGUGAAAUGAGUCAGAAAGAGAGAGACAGACAUAGAAAGAUUGCACUCAUCUGUGGAAUAUAGAAUAAUAGACUUGGAGACUAACACUCAAGAAUAGUAGAAAUAAGUACCAGGAGGUUGACCAUGGCUUGGAGGCUGGUCUCUCAUUCUGGGCAACUCAGAGAAGGGAACACCAAGUAAAAUGUGGUCAGAGGUCAUGCGGGGGAAGGGUGAUGCAUGUCGAAUAUAGACUAGAGACUGAACACAAUGGCCACUCAACACCUUUAUUGCAAACCACAACACCUAAUCAGAGAGAGAGUGCAAAAGGGAAUACCCUGCCAUAGUGGCAGUGUGGGGUGGCGGGGGGAGAUGGGACUGUGGAGGGUGGGAGAGAUGCUGGGUUUACUGGUGGUAGAGAAUGGGCACUGGUGAAGGGAUGGGUUCUCGAACUUUGUAUGGGGGAACAUAAGCACAAUAAUGUAUAAUUCAUUUCAAUUCUUAAUGUAAUUUUAUUAGAUCAAUAAAGUCCAGAUGACAAAAUAAAAAAAAAAACAAAAAAAAGAAAAAGAAAAACUUAAAAUGAAAAAAAAAGAGACAACGACAGAAGACGGGAUCCUAGGUCUGGAUUCUGGGCCAUCAGACAUUAUAGAGAUAAUGACUAUGUGGCUCUUACAUCGACCCUAACUCCUCUUUCUCUGGAGGAUGUUAGUUUUAUAGGGGUUUUCUUGGACUAUGAGGCUGGAAUAAUCUCCUUUUACAAUUUGGAUACUGCCUCCCACAUCUUCAUUUUCCCAAAGGUCUCUUUCUCUGAGUCUAUCAGACCUUAUUUCUGUACUGGUGAAGAUUCUUAUUUGUACAUUUAUCAUUCA